This is a messenger RNA of Lycium ferocissimum, 760 nucleotides long. RefSeq names its product large ribosomal subunit protein bL12c-like. Bases 90 to 653 code for a protein of 187 amino acids. The record is from RefSeq and is a predicted model, not a curated record. Gene Ontology annotation, biological process: translation. NCBI's taxonomy places the organism in Eukaryota, Viridiplantae, Streptophyta, Magnoliopsida, Solanales, Solanaceae. The transcript has a single exon. Gene Ontology annotation, molecular function: structural constituent of ribosome. Gene Ontology annotation, cellular component: ribosome.
UAUCAACACAAAUUUCAAUCCCCUUAUCCUACUCUCUCUCGUUUCCUCUUUCACUCAUCUCUCAAAUUCUCUUUAGCUCUUCCACUACAAUGGCUUCCACAUUAUCCACAAUUACCCUUCGUUCUCCCUCUCACAUUGCCCCCCAAUCCGCACACCCUUCUGUUUCUUUCCCCACCAAAAACCUACAACUCCCUCUCCUCACUCCCAAACUCCACCACCGCCGCGCCAUCUUCGUCCGCCCUAUCGCCGCCGUAGAGGCACCGGAAAAAGUCGUUACCCUCGGUGAUGAAAUCUCCAAUUUAACCCUAGCUGACGCCCAAAAACUCGUCGAAUACCUUCAAGACAAACUCGGUGUCUCCGCCGCAUCCUUUGCUCCGGCAGCCGUAGUCGCCGCCCCUGGGGCCGGCGCAGCCGAUGCACCGGCUGUAGUGGAGGAGAAGACGGAAUUUGAUGUUGUUAUUGAUGAAGUGCCGAGUAAUGCUAGAAUUGCGACAAUUAAGGCUGUUAGGGCUUUAACUAGCUUGGCUUUGAAAGAAGCUAAGGAAUUGAUUGAAGGAUUGCCUAAGAAAUUUAAGGAAGGCGUUUCCAAGGAUGAGGCUGAAGAAGCUAAGAAACAGCUCGAAGAAGCUGGUGCUAAAGUUUCUAUUGCUUAAUUAAAUUUGUAGUAAAUGUUUAUUCUUGUUUGUGUUUUCGCAAGAGAACUCAGUUGUUAGAUAUACCCAAUUUUCUAAAGUUAAGAUUUUUUACCCGUCUUUGCUUA